Molecule: messenger RNA, 555 nt
Organism: Trichomonas vaginalis G3
Lineage: Eukaryota; Parabasalia; Trichomonadida; Trichomonadidae
Product: amyloid-beta binding
Exons: 1
Coding region: 1-555 (184 amino acids)
Source: RefSeq, a predicted model, not a curated record
AUGCUAAAUCUUUUUUUAACGUUGUCAACUGAAUCAAAUAUAACAUAUCCCGUAUGCAAUAGAUCAACUGGUACACCAGUAUGUCAAUAUGUUGAAUGGGAUACGUCAAAACCUGGAAUACCUUGUAAUAGACUACCAAGCGAGUAUAGGUAUUGCACAAUUCAAGGACUUGAUAAAUUCAACAGUUAUUUUGGGUAUGCAGAUGACGAAUCAUUACCAAAAAACGGAUGCAAUGGAGAAUUCCAGGAUAUUAACCGCUUUGGACAGGCUAUUUGCCAACCUGCAGAAGGUAUUGAGUGCCUUGGUGACAAGUAUUGGAUUGUACAAGAUGCAAGAUGCUUUGUUGAUGGAGAAAAAUCAUAUAUAACACUUUUACUAUGUUCUAUAUUCUUUGGAAUCUUUGGAGUAGACAGAUUUUUACUUGGAAACCCUGUUCUCGGUGUUGUUAAGCUUUGUACCCUUGGCGGUUUCUUCAUAUUCUAUUUUGUUGAUAUUAUUCUUAUUUCUCUUGGAAAACUUCAGCCUCUUACAGCAGCUUUCAAGAAUUCUUAUUAA